Molecule: messenger RNA, 3069 nt
Organism: Anolis sagrei ordinatus
Lineage: Eukaryota; Metazoa; Chordata; Lepidosauria; Squamata; Anolidae
Gene: TIFA
Product: TRAF interacting protein with forkhead associated domain
Biological process (GO): canonical NF-kappaB signal transduction
Molecular function (GO): protein binding
Source: RefSeq, a predicted model, not a curated record
CAGAUGAAAGAAACAGCCCCGAAAUCCGGCUCUGAAGUUUUAACCUUCUCGUCCGCCCAGUUUUCCCGCCUGCUUUUUAGGGCAUUGCUUCUAUAAAGGUUUUUCUGCAGUACAGCCAUGACUACUGCAUUUCAGACUGCCGAUACUGAAGAGACCACCACCUUUCUCAAUAUCACUGUCUACCAUCCAGAACAAGAGAAAAAGCAAGUAUUUCGUGCCAUAAGGUUUUGCCAGCGAGAGCAGCUGAGAGUGGAUGAAUUGGUGAAAUUUGGAAGAAACUGUGACAUAUGCCGUUUUUACUUUAUGGACUCACAUGUUUCACGGAUUCAGUUUGCCCUUCAGCUUUUUAGACCCUUUGGCAGCUCUGAGCUUGUUUUUGAGAUUAUGAAUUUGAGUAAAAGGGUGAAGUUAAUUGUUGACCAUGUUGAAUUGGCCUUCCUGAACAAGUUCAUCAUUCCACAGAGAUGCUUGGUUCGCUUUGGAGACUAUCAGCUGCUAAUGCAAAAACAAGAUGGACAGUCGGAGGAUUUUUUUGAGAUCUCCUUUGACAUGUCCAAAACAUCAUUGUGGCAAGAAGCAGUGUCUUUGUCAGUACCUGAAACUGGUGUUACGUGUAGUCUAUCUCCAGAAGAGAUGGAUGAAGAUGAAUAAAUGAGAAACAUUCAGUGAGCAACAAAGGUCAGUGUGGUAUAGUGGAUUGAGCAAUGGAUGAUGAUCCUAGAGAUCCUAAAGACCUACUAGUGUCUAUGGGCAAGUUGCAACUUUUUAACGUCAAAGGAAUGCAAAAGUAAACCUUCACUGAAGAAAUAUUGCCAAGAAAUCCCAAUGGUGUGUUUGCUUUAAUAUCACCAUCAGUGGGAAACAAUGUGAAGAAACACCAUAACAAGAAAAUGGAUCAGUUUUGAUUUGAGUUUGUGUGUGUCCCUAUCCUCCAUUUUUGAAGGUCUCCAGCCCUCCUGGACAGUAACUUCUUUGAAGGAUUCCUUUUCUCCUUCUAAUAACAGGUGGGCAUUUUCCUUUGUGCUUCUACAGCUCUAAUUGAAAGCGUGUUACUUUGUACUGCCACUUAGUUGGCACUUUGUAUCUACAGAUUCUGUGUCUAUGUAUUAAACUAUCUAGAACUUUAAAAUAUAUAUAUUUAAAAUGAAAACCAAACAAUUCAAAAAAGCAAACCUUGAUUUUGCUGCCUUAUAUUUUACUACACCAAUGGGACCUGAGCAUCCAGAAAUGAUGAGAUCCACUGGGAUACGAAGAGGAGAAGCUCAAAGAUACAAACUUAGUACAGGUUGAGCAUCCUUUAUCCAAAAUCCCAAAAUCCCAAAUUGUCCACAUGGGUGGCUAAGAUAGUGAUACCUUUGUUUUUCAGUGGUGUAAUGUACACAUUUUUUUUCAUACACAAAAUUGUUUUAAACAUGUAUAAAAGAUUAGGUGUAUAAGGUGCAUAUGAAACAUAAAUCUCAUGUUUAGAUUUGGGUCCCAUUUCCAAGAUAUCUCAUAUACAUCCAAAACAGAGAUAUUAUAAAAUCUUUUUUUGAAUCCAAAAUAUAUCUAGUCCCAAACAUUUUGGAUUAGAGAUACACAACGUGUAUUUCAGAAUGUGUGGAGUCCUGCCUAAAACUGACUAACCACCAGUUAUUUACUCAGAAGACCCAUCAAUGUCACCCUACUUAUGUGAUCCUUCCAUGUCUGAGUAUAAUGGCUUUCCAAGGAUUUUAUUUUUCUUGGAAGACGCCUGCGUGUGUGUUUUUUUAAAUGUGUGGAGGUUGGUGCAUAGCCGAUCAACACACAGUCUUCACAGAGUGAGGCUCGCAAGCAGUGGCAUGGUUAACAUGACGAUGGUGGCUUCUUAAUUCUUCCACCUCUACAGCUGUUGUAAUAUGUACUAUGUUGUCUUCUGCCUUAUCAGCCAUUGAGAUCUUCGGGUCUUCAGAUUGUGCUUGAUCUGGAACCUCUCCUGUGGCCCCUCCUGGGAGUACAUGACUCUGAUGGUCACGUCCGCAGGUUCAUUGGAACACACAAGCCCCCUCACCACAAGGCGACAAUCCAUCGAGGAGGCAAUGUCACCUUAGAUCUAUUUAAUGUAUCCUAAAGACAGGUAAAGAUAUUAACUGGUUCUCUUAUUUGCUACUUAAAGAAAACUUUAAAGAGUACAAGAAAAAAAAAACGAAGGAGCCUGGAAAAAAUUAAUACCAGUGAGAAUUGUAUAAGGAUGAUGAUCAUGUAAGUAAAAAAAAGUGUACAAAGAUCUUUUGGAAUUACAGACAGAUGAUGAACUAGUAAAAGUUGGGCUGUUUUUUUUUUGGGUUUUUUUUUUGGCUCAAUGUUCAAAUGGAUGUGAGAAAAAAAACUGUGGACCAAAAAUGUAACAUUUACUUUGAGUAGUAACUGAAACAUAACUACAACAUGAUGAAUAAAUAAUACUUAAGUCCAAAUAACUUGUCAAAAAUGUUCAAGCUGUAUCGAAUUAAGGUUGGAGAUGGUAAGAGAAUUGAUUUUUCACAUGUCAGAGACUUGUAAGAAAAAGUUAUUGAUCUGGGAUAUAGAUGUUGAUUUAAAGAAAUCUGAAGAUGGGGUUUGCAAUGUUUCCAGUGAUAUUUUUGUUAUGUAUUAAGGCUCAAGAACAAGAUAAACAACUUUGGGCUACUUUUUCAAUACAUGAAAACAGUCGGUAGAAUACUGUUUAUGCAAACCUGCAAGUGGACCAGAGCACCGAUGGUGGAAGAAUGGAUUGUUGAAGUUGCGGAGUUAGCCCUAAUUGCCAAGAUAAUGUGAAUUUUAAAGACUAAGAACAUUUUCUGGACUUUUUGACCAAUAAUAGUGAUGUAAUGGUGUUUGAGUUAUCAGUAUUAACAAUCCUAUAGGAUUUAAUUAGUUUUAUAAUGGUAGAAUUUUUUCCCUUUUGGAAUUUUCCCCCUUAAUUCAAUGCAAUGUGGAAUUUGGGGUCAGAAUCCUGAUGUGUUUGCAUAAAGUAUUUAGGUUAGUUUCUUAGUAUGGCAUAUUACUCCAUAGCAUAGUAUAGAGUUAGAUUAGUUUAAUUGUAAUCAGUUACAUAUAUGUAUUAUAUAUAUA